This is a messenger RNA of Ectocarpus sp. CCAP 1310/34, 1191 nucleotides long. The record is from the annotation of a GenBank genome assembly. NCBI's taxonomy places the organism in Eukaryota, Phaeophyceae, Ectocarpales, Ectocarpaceae.
AUGAUGUCUACUCUUGUCUUUUGUAGGGCGGGCUCCACGCCCGGAGCGCCGCCAUCAGGAGCAGCACCGGCGCCAGCUCCAGCAUCGGCGCCAGCUCCAGCAUCGGCGCCAGCUCCAGCAUCGGCGCCAGCUCCAGCACCGGCACCAGCUCCAGUAUCAGGAAGCGCACGAGCGGCGGCAGCAGCAACACCAGCAGCGCCAGUAGCAACACCCACACCAGCACCAGCGUCAGGAGCUUCUGCGGCCAACGAUGGCAAAUCCGGCAACAUGAUGUUUCCCGGAGAGACAGAGUGGGGAGAUGGGCUCAGCGGCGUUCUCGUCGGUACGCCGGCACAGAACAAGGGCAAGAGGAAGAAAGGGCGGCUGGAGCUGGAGCCGCCGGACUUCCCGAUUCCCGACCAUGGUGGUGGAACCCAAAGGAAGCGCUACACCUCGCAGUUCAAGGUGAAUGCUGUGAGGUACUCGCAGAGAAAGCUCAAGGGGGCGCAAGGACCGGGCGGGACUGUUGGCGUAACAUACGCCAGCAGGAUCCUCAAGAUUCCCGACAAGGCCACGUUGGCGGCGUGGGUCAAAGACGUCGACAAGUUCGAAGCCGCGCUUGCGGAGGAGCCCAAGUACUCGCGAGUGAAGGGCAGGACGAAAGCCAAGCACCGCAUGUCGCUGAACGUCGGACGGACUAGAACGCACACGGACGCCGAACGCGAGGUCGUGGACUGGAUCAAUGAUCUGCGUUCUGACGGCAUCUCCGCCCGUGUCUCGACGAGAAUGAUCAAGAACAAGGCCACGGAACUCAACCCGAACUUCUUCGGGGAGAGGCCGCCGUCCGACAUCGAGGGCAACCUGCGGUACACCCGCAAGAAGACCGCGUGGUGUAGAAGGUUUGUCAGGGUCUACCGCUUUUCUGUGCGAGCCGUCACCCGGCAAGGCCAGAAACUUCCUACCGGCUGGCCCGUGAUCGCCAUGCAGGCAAUCAAGGGGUGGAGGAGGCUGAAUGGCGGGAGGCAGCGCGAGCGGCAGCGGGGGUGGGAGUGGCGCUGGAGUUCCGUCGGGGCCGAGUCCCAAGUUCGCCUUGGCGCAGAUCGCCAACAUGGAUGAGACUCCUACGUGGAUGGAGAACCCGGGAACAACACUGUGAACCGCACCGGCGACAAGGAGGUUGGCGUCAAAACCGGCGGCAAGGAGAAGAUGCGC